AUGAGCCAAGAACAGCCACAAAGGCCUCAAGGAUCCCUUGACGGAGAUGUCCUCUCCGUCCAGGAGGAUCUUACUGAGAAGAUUAUAGGUGUUGUGACGCCGUCAGAGAAUGCAGGGACGGGGCAGACCCAGAAAAGCGCCGGAGAGUCUGCAGCAGCUGGUACUGGCUUAAGCAUCGCAGUUGAAGAUACUGAUACCCAUGAAAGGCGUAUCCUCAGGAACAAAGAAUCAAUUGCUGGACAGAUUGUUGGGCAAAUAUGCCAAAGAACCCCAAUCCAGCUGAUGACACCAACGCUGCCAUUUCAACAAGGUGGUAGUAGGACUGGUGGGAUUACCAUUGGCGAAGCACUUGAAGCCACAGCCCUAACAGCCGGACAGAAGCCAGUUGAAUGGAGCGAUGCAGCUGCAAUUCAAGCAGCGGAAGUAAGAGCCACUGGUCGCACCACCAUUAGCCCCGGUGGUGUGGCUGCAGCUGCACAAUCAGCAGCAACACUAAAUGCUAGGACUGCAAGGGAUGAGGACAAGACAAAACUAGCGGAUAUUCUUGCGGAUGCGACUUCCAAGUUGCCGGCGGACAGGCCGGCGACGAGGAAAGAUGCUGAAGGGGUGACAGGUGCAGAAAUGAGGAAUGAUCCAUAUCUCACUACUCAUCCAGCGGGCGUGUCGGCUUCUAUAGCUGCUGCUGCCAGAAUCAAUCAGCAGAAUAGUUUAAAAUGA
Molecule: messenger RNA, 717 nt
Organism: Manihot esculenta (cassava)
Lineage: Eukaryota; Viridiplantae; Streptophyta; Magnoliopsida; Malpighiales; Euphorbiaceae
Product: late embryogenesis abundant protein 47
Exons: 3
Coding region: 1-717 (238 amino acids)
Source: RefSeq, a predicted model, not a curated record